UACCAUAACAUCAAAAUGAAGAUACUGUGUCUAAUUUGGCUUGUUCAUGCAAGUCUUCAGCUUCAGUGUGACAAAGAUCAAAUAUCUGCACAUAUUGGAGGUCAAUUCAUUCUUACCUGCAAGUAUGAAACAAACCGUUUCCUGUACAGUAAAAAGUACUGGUGCAGAGGGGACGCCAGAAGCACCUGCGAGAUUUUGUUAGAUUCGGACGGUGUUGCUAAAACUAAAUAUACACACAGGUCUCACAUCAUAGAUGCAAGGAGUAAAGGGCUGUUUGUGAAAGUCACUGAUCUCAAAAUUGAGGACACUGGAGUGUACUGGGUUGGGAUUGACAAAAUGUAUGCUGACAUCAUGACUUUAGUUAAUGUGGCUAUCACUGAAGUUCCAGUGUCUAAACCCAGACUUUGGCCCUUGAGCUCUCUGGCGGACAGGCCAACAUGCUGGGGGCAGCCGGUGACAGUGCGCUGUGGAUGUACAAAGGGCACUACUGUUCAAUACACCUGGUAUCAAAACACUCCCCACAAGGAUUUACUGCUUCACCACUCAUCAGACUUAUACGUGCACUGUGGCACAGUGGACAAGGACAGCAAUUACUACUGCAUUGCUAGUAAUGCCAUAAGUAAUCAGCGGAGUGAUAUUCUGUCUGUGCAGGUUCUGAUGCCUGCAGACAACAGCUGUAUCUAUGUCAUUAAUAUGCAGGGCCAACCCAUUUAUGACUGUGCGGACAGAAUGAGCACCACCACGGCCAAAACUACACCUCUGACUACCUGCCAAGCUACCAUAAAAAUCCACUCUGACACGAAAAACCAGUCUAUACAAAUCAAUCAAACUGAUCUGUUUUUCACCAGGGCAUGGACAGGGGUGCCAUUUUGGUAUAUGUUGCUGCGUUGGGGUUCUUUUGCAUCCUUACUGAUUUUCUUGUGCAUAGUGAUCAAAUGUACAAAAGUGAGACACAAACCUGUCAAGAGGAAGGGAAGGAGAGGAAGGCCCAAUUUGGCUUAUAAGCCCAUCUUGAUGCCUUCUUUUAAGGUUAGUGCUCUGUGCUGGCAACAUAAGAGAGGAAGAGAUAAGCUUGUGAGAGAGGCUGACUUGACUUCAGCCGAAUUACCAGAUCCCGCCAUGGGCGUCACUUACUUCCUUUUGUGCUGUCUCAGCCUCGCCAUUACUGCUCAAGCUCAAGACUGUUCCAGACCAGUUGGAGGACCAAACAUGGUUUUGAAGGACAAAGACAUUCUUUUAGAAACGUUCCCAGAUGGGACCCAGGUUACUUUUGCCUGUGAGGUUGGCUACAUAUCUGCAGGAGGGUCUGCAAUCAGUAUUUGUCAAGGAGGCAGUUGGACUCCUGUCAGGCUGAAGUGCGAGAGAAAGAACUGUGGUCCCAUUGGAGAAGUGGAAAAUGGAAAUGUUGAUUACCCCGAAGGGACGGAGUUUGGUGAUAGAGCUGUGAUCACUUGUCACGAUGGUUUUAUACUGGUUGGUAAAGAUAAAAUAUAUUGUCAAGACAAAGGGUGGGCCAACAGGUUGCCUGUAUGUGAAGUGGUGAGUUGUGAUCCGCCCCCUGCAGUGGCAGAUGGCACCUUCAAGCCAGUCAGUGAAUCCUAUUCCUAUAGAGACGUUGUACAGUACAGUUGCCAAAAAGGUUAUACACUCAAUGGAUCAAUUUCAGCCUCAUGUUCAGAUGAUGGAACGUUUCAGCCUGCUCCUCCCUCGUGUAUCAUGGUUCGCUGCAGUGAUCCCCAAGUAGACAAUGCUGAAUUGACAGAAGGUUCACAACGCGUUUAUGGAUACAUGGCUACAGUGACAUUCAAGUGCAAAACUGGAUUUAUGAUGACAGGAGCGAAUUCCCAGAGGUGUGAGAUAAACAGUCAGUGGUCGCCUCCACUGAGUUGUAAACUGAUAACUUGUAAACUACCACCUACAGUUGAGAAUGGUUCCUUUAGUCCAAACAAAACGUCCUAUAACUAUGGAGAAGCUGUACAAUACAGUUGCCAAAAAAAUUACACACUCAGUGGAGCAAAAUCAGUCACAUGUUCAGAUAACGGAAUAUUUACACCUGGUCCUCCAACAUGUAUCCUGAUAACUUGUAAACUACCACCUACAAUUGAGAAUGGCUCCUUUAGUCCAAACAAAGCGUCCUAUAACUAUGGAGAAGCUGUACAAUACAGUUGCCAAAAAGGUUACACACUCAGUGGAGCAAAAUCAGUCACGUGUUCAGAUAACGGAAUAUUUACACCUGGUCCUCCAACAUGUAUCCUGAUAACUUGUAAACUACCACCUACAAUUGAGAAUGGCUCCUUUAGUCCAAACAAAGCGUUCUAUAACUAUGGAGAAGCUGUACAAUACAGUUGCCAAAAAGGGUACACACUCAGUGGAGCAAAAUCAGUCACAUGUUCAGAUAACGGAAUAUUUACACCUGGUCCUCCAACAUGUAUCCGGUCAACAACACCUCCGACCACCACUACUACUACCACCACCACAGAGCCGCCAACAGGCAAUGGAGAAACAGUCAAGGUGAUGCUGAUUGUUCUUGCUGUCAUCGGCACUUCCGGCAUCUGCCUGCUCUGCGCGUUCUGCAUCUACAAAAAAAAACGAGGCUCUGGAAGAGGUGGUCCUGACAAGGAAGCUCCCAAAUCUGAAGAGGAAGUAGCACUCUCGUAAGCGGGCCACUCCUGUUGCUGCAACAUUACUGCGUGUAAAAUGACGGAAGAAGAAGGAAUCGCACUGGACUAGUCCUUGAAUGUAUUUGUGCUGCCUAUGUGCUUGCGGGUGGCACAGGCAUACGAAACCCUGAAAAAUGUUUCUCAACGGCAAUCUGAGAUUAAGCAGUUUGAACUCAAUCCUUAUGCUUUGAAUGGUUCUUCUAAUAAUAAUUUCCAUCUCUGAUAGACUACUCAUAACUACUACUUUCCUUUUCUGAGUAAUCAAAUUGUUUUAUGUGGGAUUCUUUCACUUUUACAACAUCAACAGUUUUUCUGUAAUCAUGAAAGAAUGCGUUUUUAUGUUGAUCAGAGGCCAUGUUGAUUUAAACUAGCACUAUUUCUCAGAGCACAGCUCACCUUGGCCAAUGUAGCUCAGUUACACAGCUGGUCUAAAAAUAAGCAAAAUGAAGAGCGAAUGUUUGCAUGGUUCACCUUAAACUAACUCCUAGCUAAUAAACCAGAUAUCUAGUCUUGUAGAGUCAACUUCCACCAUCACAGAUAUCAGUGGGAUAAAUUAAAGUCCCUAGUCUAGUGCCUGAAUAUAAGGCAUGUUCCAUAUGCCUUAAUACAGAAAGCCAAGUGUUUUAGCUUGUGUGUCACUUGUGUGUUUGUCUGUGAAUUAUAUACAUGUUAACACAGUUGUUUGGGUUUAACUGGCUUAAUUGUGAGCCUUCCUUAACUUAAUGUUUAUGCUAAGGAAUUCGCUCUGUUCAAUGUUGGCACAGUGUUUUGUGCCAUCCAGCUUCACGAAAUUAAGUUUCUUCUUUUUCUUUCGCAGUUUAUUUGACUUUUUUCCCCCCUCCCUUCAAAGUGUUUUGUAGAUAUCUCUCUUGUCCACUGUUAUUUUCAGUUUAAUACCUUUUUAAUGAGAGGAAUACUUUGAGUAUCAGGGUGCAUAAAAUGCAUCUGUUACAUAAGGAUGUAUAGACUGUGAUCUUGUAAAUUUUUGCACUUGCCUGGCUUUUUAGCUCUAUUUAUUGAUCGUGAUGGUUGAACAUCUUUAAGAUUUUUGUGUUUUGAGGAGACGGGUGAAGAAUUGCUAAUACAAUUGGCACUACUUUUGUAAUCAAUUGAUGGAAUAAAACAACAAAGACGACA
This is a messenger RNA of Dicentrarchus labrax (European seabass), 3797 nucleotides long. RefSeq lists its product as uncharacterized. Lineage: Eukaryota; Metazoa; Chordata; Actinopteri; Moronidae. Gene Ontology annotation, biological process: negative regulation of complement activation, classical pathway. The coding region runs from base 16 to 2658 and encodes 880 amino acids. The transcript has 20 exons. The record is from RefSeq and is a predicted model, not a curated record.